AAAUGCUCUGUACUAAAUUUGGUCACACAGCGCUCCAAGAUUCUCUGGAAUGUCCUCAAGUUUCAAACCGCUCUGACGGUGAGGCAGGCCCACCCCCGCUGGGGGAUUGGCCUCUCCUUCCAGGGCCAGGCAGUCACCGCGUCUUAUUGGCCGCUGGUCUCAGCCAGGUCCACUAGCCCUGGGCGUGGGGAGGCUGCUGCUCCCAGUUACCAGCCCAGCACCUGUGGCACGUCGUCCCGCCGCUGGGGUCUGCGCCCGAGCCCACUGUGCCCCGUCCAGAUCAGCUCGCCCCCCAGACUGCUGCAGCCCCUGCCAGGAUGUCCAAGGUAGCCAAGUACCGCCGGCAGGUGAGUGAGGACCCGGACAUCGACAGCCUGCUGUCCACCCUGUCUCCCGAGGAGAUGGAGGAGCUGGAGAAGGAGCUGGACGUGGUGGACCCCGACGGCAGCAUCCCGGUGGGGCUGCGGCAGAAGAACCAGACGGAGAGGCCGUGCACGGGCGCCUACAGCCGGGAAGCCAUGCUCAACUUCUGCGAAAAGGAGACCAAGAAGCUUAUGCAGAGGGAGCUGUCCGUGGACGAAAGCAAGCAAGUGGAGACCAAGACAGACGCCAAGAACGGAGAGGAAAGGGGCAGAGAUGGCAGCACAAAGGCCCCGGGCCCCAGACAGGACUCAGACCUGGGGAGGAAGCCAAAGAUGGGGGUGUUGAAGAAAAGCUUCUCGAGGGACAAAGAUGACGCCGACGGCAAAGGCACAGAGCAGCCCAAGGGGGAGAAACUCAUCAGAGGCAUUGACAGGGGCCGGGUCCGGGCUGCAGUGGAUAAGACAGAGGCCGGGAGGGACGCGAAGGGGGACACGAAAGGGGACACAAAGGGGGACGCGAAAGGGGACACGAAGGGGGACGCGAAAGGGGACACGAAGGGGGACGUGAAGGGGGACGCGAAAGGGGACACGAAGGGGGACGCGAAAGGGGACACGAAGGGGGAUGCGAAGGCGGACGAGGAGGAGGAGAGAGGUGGCGAUAAGAGCCCGGGUUUGAGCCGAGACGAGGACGAGAAGGGAGGGGACACGAAGGAGGGAGGCAAGACGGGGGCGGACCAGCCGGCGAGCGGACAGGCUAGGGGUGCGGAUGCCGGGAAGGAGGGCGGGGCGGCCGGGAAGGGCGCGUCCCCGGAAAGGGACCCCGGCCCCGAGGGGAGGAGCGCGGCCGCAGAGGGGGGCCCGAGCACGAGCCCGAGCCCGGAGGAGGCGGCGCCCGGCGUGUUCGACGAGGCCCUGGAGCGGGUGCGGAGCAACGACCCCACGAUGACGGAGGUGAACGUCAACAACUCCGACUGCAUCACCACCGAGGUGCUCGUGCGCUUCGCCGAGGCGCUGGAGUUCAACACGGCGGUGAGGGUGUUCGCGCUCGCCAACACGCGUGCCGACGACCACGUGGCCUUCGCCAUCGCCAUCAUGCUCAAGGCCAACCGCACCAUCACCAGCCUCAACCUGGACUCCAACCACAUCACGGGCCGCGGCAUCCUGGCCGUGUUCCGCGCGCUGCUGCAGAACAGCACGCUGACCGAGCUGCGCUUCCACAACCAGCGGCACAUCUGCGGCGGCAAGACGGAGAUGGAGAUGGCGCAGCUGCUGCGGGAGAACAGCACGCUGCUCAAGCUGGGCUACCACUUCGAGCUGGCCGGGCCCCGCAUGGCCGUCACCGGCCUGCUCAGCCGCAACAUGGACAGGCAGCGCCAGAAGCGGCUGCAGGAGCAGCGGCAGGCGCAGGCCGGCGGCGAGAAGGCCGCUCUGCUGGCAGUGCCCAAGGUCGGGGCCCCCGCCAAGGGCUCCCCAAAACCCUCCCCGCAGCCAUCGCCAAAGGCCUCCCCCAAGAACUCGCCCAAGAAAGGGGGAGCUCCGGCUGCUCCCCCCCCACCGCCACCUCCCCUGGCCCCACCGCUCAUCAUGGAGAGCCUGAGGAACUCACUGUCACCAGCCACCCAGAGGAAGAUGGGGGACAAAGUCCUCCCUGCCCAGGAGAAGAACUCGCGCGACCAACUCCUGGCCGCCAUCCGCUCCAGCAACCUGAAGCAGCUCAAGAAGGUGGAAGUGCCCAAGCUGCUGCAGUAGGAACGGGUGCCACCCUCCAUGGCCCCGACGGCCCAGGCCUCGCCUCCCAGGGCUGCACAGACCCCCGCGCCACCACUGCUGACCGCUACGAUGGCCCUGCUGGGCCGUGCUCAAGGAGGGCGGCAUCUCUUCUUGCUUCCCUUUCCUUAUUCCUGAGGCUCUCCGAGCAUUUUUUCUCUACCUGGAGCUGAAGUUUCUGGACAAGAAGAGUCCUCUUAGCCCAUCACCGAGAAGAUGGCAUGCCCGGGGCCCCCGUAGCUCGCAAGCUGCACAGGACGUGUGAUCCAGGGAAGAUGUGCCACAGGGAUGUCACCUGCCCAGCCCCGCUGCCCUCCAGGGCCAGGAUUCAGGCCUCUGAGGAGCCCUUGGGCAAAGCUGUGGGCUGGUAGCCUCUGUGCAGGGCAGUGGCAGACACUGAGAGGCGGGAGGCCAGGGGGCGAGGGAGGAGGGCGCCAAACCCCUCCCGGGCCAGGGCGCCCCUGCACAGGGCUGGCAGGCGUGGGUUCCAGGGGCAGGAGAGCCACAGACAGCAGCUGGACUGGGAGGUUUGAUGCCAAAGCGACAUUUGCCCCACAGCCGCCUGCUGUUGUGUGAACGGCUGUGUCUGUUUCCCAUAGAUGUUGGUAAUAUAUACAAGCCUUGAGCUGUG
Rhinolophus ferrumequinum (greater horseshoe bat) is the source of this 2760-nucleotide messenger RNA. RefSeq names its product leiomodin 1 (gene LMOD1). Gene Ontology annotation, cellular component: striated muscle thin filament; myofibril. The transcript is spliced from 4 exons. Gene Ontology annotation, biological process: muscle contraction; myofibril assembly; pointed-end actin filament capping. NCBI's taxonomy places the organism in Eukaryota, Metazoa, Chordata, Mammalia, Chiroptera, Rhinolophidae. Bases 318 to 2111 code for a protein of 597 amino acids. The record is from RefSeq and is a predicted model, not a curated record. Gene Ontology annotation, molecular function: actin binding; tropomyosin binding.